This is a messenger RNA of Hirundo rustica (Barn swallow), 5778 nucleotides long. It is a transcript of the gene TASOR, whose product is annotated as transcription activation suppressor. NCBI's taxonomy places the organism in Eukaryota, Metazoa, Chordata, Aves, Passeriformes, Hirundinidae. Gene Ontology annotation, cellular component: heterochromatin; nucleoplasm. The record is from RefSeq and is a predicted model, not a curated record. The transcript has 23 exons. The coding region runs from base 95 to 5206 and encodes 1703 amino acids. Gene Ontology annotation, biological process: protein localization to heterochromatin; negative regulation of gene expression, epigenetic. Gene Ontology annotation, molecular function: chromatin binding.
GUCGGGGCGGCGCGGGCGCUGCUGGUACUGGGCAGGGGCGCUGUGCUGGGAAGACGAGAGGGAGCGCGUGGCCGGGCUCGGUUCUCCGGAGGGAAUGGCGGAUGCCGUGAUCCGCAGUGGCGGCGAGAUGGAGCCGGAGCAGCAUCAGCGGACGGAGAAGACCAGCGCGGGCGUCCUCGGAGCGGAGAGUAACAGAGCGGGAGCCGCUGAGGACACCACACAAAAUGGCGGGCGCUCUGAGAGCGGUAGCGCUGGGGAGGCGCUGCUGGUGGCUGCUGUUGCUGCAGAGGACAAGGUCCCCACAAACCUCAGCAUCAGUAGCAGCAGCCAGCGCAGGAGCAGCAUCUCGACGGCAAAUGAACAACAGCGGCAGCAGCCGCCCAGCGGUGUGCUCGUGGGGCCGCCCCCUCUCCCUAAGCCCUCAGAAGACCACCAGCCUCUUAGGAGGAACUUUCACAUCCCCAGGAAGAGCAGAGAAAAGAAAGAACUCUUUCAGCCAUUACUUCCAGAUUCUCGAGAGUUUGAGGAUAUUUUGAGGAUUCUGCAUUCUUCCUACUUGGAUGCAAAUUCAGUGUCCAAUUUUAAAUACAGGAAAGCCAGCUUAGUUCAUAGUGAGCUGUUGGAAAAGGAAUUCACAGAAAAACGCAGAGAGCUGAAAUGCGAUGGGCGCCUGGAGAAGGAGCUCUUGGAAAGUUACGCCUUCCUCAUGGUGGAUCGGUGCCAGAUCCAGAGCAUAUGUGAAAAGGGGCUGCAGGUUGGCCACUCCAAAAUCACGAUUCUCGGCAACCCUUCCAUGGGUGUAUAUAUCUCCAAGUAUGCUGAUUUAUUGCAGCCUAAUCCUCUAGAAACUGGAGCAACUGGAGAUGUGAUUGUUUUUAAAAUAAUCAAGGGAAAGAUGAAAAGCAUGUAUGACAACAUUGGAAUGACAGCAAUGGAGUCGACUGUCAAGGGCGUGUUGGAUCCCACCCCAAAGCACGAGUGUCAUGUUUCAAAGAGCGCAAAUAAAGUCACCUCCUUGCUGGCUUACCGAGCCUAUGAACUCACUCAGUACUACUUUUAUGAAUAUGGCUUUUAUGAAUAUGGCUUUGAGAUCAGGCAAAGACCAAGACAUGUUUGUCCUUAUGCUGUUGUUUCAUUUACUUAUAAAGAGGACAUGGUACAAGGACCAAAAUUUGUGCCUCCAUCAAGAACAAACACCUUCCACACAGAUAGAAGUACAGAGAAAUGUAGCAUUACAUUGUGGAGGGGACAGAUUUGCAAUAAAGGCAAACUUGUGUGCCACGUUUCCCUAAAAUCAUCAGCACAACUUUUCCUUCCAUGCAAGCUUCCUGAGAAGCUUGAGGUUGAAAAAGUUGCAAACAUUGAUCAGUUGAAGAAAAAAAUUUCACCAGCAGUGUUUUUUAAAGAAACUUACCAAGGAGGAAAAGAAGUGCGGAAGAAUGGCAUGUACUGUAGCCUGUAUGAAGUUGUGGAGAAGUCCCGUUCUGGGAGUCACUUAGAGGGUUUGCUCCAAAAACUAGAGAGAGAGAAACUUGUGCUUGUGAAACCACUUGCGGACAGAGGAUUUCUUUUUCUUCUUUCUCCUUGGCAAAUGAUGUCCCCUUAUGACCACCAGACUGGACGGUCCCGUGUGCUUCAUGCAUUGUUUCUGUUUCCAGAGCCUAGAGGUGUAACUAAUUCAGCAGCUCAAAAAGGUGUUCCAUGUGGAACACAGAAAAAUUCGACUACCAUGGUUUUGCACGAAAAAAAGGAAAUCAUUCCAGAAUUCACAAAGAUGAUUCAGUCUCUGCAUUUUGCUUUAAUCCAGUCCCGUAAAGAAAGGGGUCCAGGUUUCAUUACUGUCGUGGAAAAGUACAUACAUCAGUACUUUAAAAAACUCUACAAUGGCUCUGGAAGAGGUAGAGAAUUUAUAUUCCGUGAGUACUCAACACGACUGGAUGACAAAAAAUUUCUGCACCCUGCCCCAAAAUGCAAAGAUCACCUUAACCCCUGCUUGCGGAGCUAUAUUUUUGGCAGGGAGGCCUAUCAGCUCCCCCCUUCCAGAGUUAAGGAACUGCUGGACAGAAAUCGGAGGCCGCAGCGCUUCAGUCCCAUCUCAGAUUAUGAAGCUGCAGAAAAUUACUCCGGCUUUGCCAAGGCACAACGUGGGAAAAGAAUCCAUCCCAAAUAUGAAGCCACUGCAGCCAAACAAAAACUGCCUCCUUCUGGAGAAUAUGAUACUGAAAGAAUCAAAGAGCUUAUUAACUUGAUCCAGUGUAGGAAGAAAAACGUCGGGGAAGAUUCUGAUUCUGAAGACCCCAGAAGUAGAAGUGGUCUGAAAAGAAAGCUGGAAGAACAAUCUGAAAAUAUACAGAAAUACCUAAAAAUGAGUGACUCUGCAGAGAAUAUUUUUCAGUAUGAAGGGGGUAGAACCUUGGAUUCACCAUACUCUGUGUUGUCAAUGAAUUCUGACCACGGUGGCCGCGAGAGCGACUUCAGGCAGGCGGCCGUGCCUGGCCCUGGUGCCAGCCCGCAGGGGCUGAUCAGAGUGCUGCUGGAGAUGCUGGCCCCGGAGAUCCGCUGGGACCCGGAGCUGGCACGCUCCGUCAGCCAAGCCUUUCCAUUAGGCACUGAGGAGACUGAAGAGGACACGAGACAGAGAUACGAAUGUGAAUCCAUUCCUGCUCAGGACAGAGAUGAUCACAGCACUGAUCCCAGCAGUGCUCAGGCUGACAGCGUUACCUUCAGGGACCCGCAGAGCCCGGCCGUGCUGGAGCCUGAGGCGCCGUGCUUGCGCUACCCCGUGGAUGUCAGUCUGCAGCUCCCGCCCGACGAAGCAGCCCUUGAGCACACGCUACCUUUACAAGAAGCGAGCGCUGGGAGUACCUUUGAAGACUACAGUCCUUGUCCUAGUGCUCCUGUAGAACAUGGCUAUCUCAGGCAAGCUCCCAGCUCAAAUAGUGUAGGGGAGGUUGGAAUGCACUGGAAACUUAUCCCAAUCACAGGUCUGAAAUCACCAGAAGAGCCACUGGAGUACUUGCCACCAAUGGAUGCGCUUCCUAAUGACCCCCGGGUAGUAAAUCGACAGAGAAAUUCCGAUUCUCAGUUGCCGUGCUCUCCAUUUUCAGACACGCAGAAGGGGACAGCAGAAGAUGGACAUUACACAGGACAAGUGGAGAAACUUGAAGAUCAGUAUGAGCUAACAGAUCACCCUUUUACAGCUGAGCAUUCCAUUAGUGCAGUAAUAGAGACAGCGCUGUUAGAAGAGUAUAAGCUCUUUGCAAGAAAGAUUCAAGAAAUUUUGCAGCAAAAGAACAUUGCUUAUAUCAGCGGCAUGUCCACACCAGUCCUUUCCGCCCAGGAGAGGAUGAUGAGACUUUCUGAACACAUGUGUUUGCAGGCAUCAGAGAUUUCUGUCCAAGAAUAUAUAGAGAACCUGAGUGAGAAGCUGAAUAGUGUCAUUUUGGCUUCUUCGUGCAUGAGGCAGCCUGCCCCGGUUGAUUGCAGUCCUGAGGCUCUGGAGGUGGUGGGCAGCUCUGCCCCCGGGCCCGUGCCUGACGCGCUGGCCGCGUGCAGGGACGGCGACACGGCGCCGCUCCCAGAGCCACCGGGCACUAACCCGGGGCAAGAGCCGCGUUCUCAUGAGCAGCCUUCAGCAAGCCUGCCCCUAGGGAAGGACAAAAUGGGUCAUGGGAGUGCUAAACCAGAGGAACCGACUUCUUCUGGUGGUGAUCUCGUGGAACAGCCGGAAAAGACUCAGAAAUCCCCUGAGAACUUAAAUAUCUCAACUCAACCAGCUUUUUCUGAUUUUAUAAGCCAGUUAAAACCUGAAGUAUUUAACAGUUUGGUCAAAAUUAUGAAAGAUGUACAGAAAAACACUGUCAAGUUUUAUAUUCAUGAAGAGGAAGAAAGUGUUCUCUGCAGAGAAAUCAAGGAAUAUCUUAGAAAUUUAGGGAAUACAGAGUGCCAUCCAGAGCAGUUCCUUCAAAGAAGAGAUGAUUUAGAUAAACUGUUGAUCAUUAUCCAAAAUGAAGACAUUGCCAACCUCAUCCAUAAGAUCCCUGGCCUGGUGACUCUGAAGAGGCUCUCCUGUGUCAGCUUUGCAGGGGUCGAUAGUUUGGAUGAUGUGAAAAAUCACACUUACAAUGAGCUGUUUGUGUCUGGGGGUUUUGUUGUGUCGGAUGAAUCUGUCCUUAACCCAGAGUCCAUCACUACAGAUAAACUAAAACAAUUCCUAAUGUUUCUGGAGGAUCUCAGUACCCCAGAUGGAAAAUGGCAGUGGAAAGUACACUGCAAAAUACAAAAAAAGCUAAAAGAGCUGGGGAGGAUGAAUGCCAAUGCCCUGAACCUGCUCACCCUUCUGAACACCUAUCAAAAGAAGCACUUGGUUGAGAUUCUCUCUUACCAUAACUGUGAUUCUCAGACUCGAAAUGCUCUGGAACUUGACUGUCUCAUCAGGCUUCAGGCUCAAAACAUACAACAGAGACACGUUGUCUUCCUAACAGAAAAGAAUCUCAAGGCGCUCUCGAGUUACCCUGAUAACGGUAUAGUGGUUGCUGCUGUCGAUGACUUCAUGCGGAACUUCAGGAGUCUCGUUGGGUAUCACAACUCUGUCCCUGAGCAGAACCACCUUCCUCCCUGCACUGCUGGCCAAAGGCAAUCAGUUCUUGUAGAAAAGGAUGAAAAGGAUGAGGAGGACAUGUCUCUGGAUUCAGGGGAUGAAUUGUCAGAAAUAGAAAUCUGCAGUGAUGCCUCUAAGUAUGAUACUCAUGUGGAAGCUUUGCAGACAGAGGCCAAGGGCCCACAUGGAGUAGAUGCUAAAGAAAGCUGCUUAUCAGUUACAGAGUUAUCUCCCGAAGCACAAACUGGCCUUGUGGAAAAGACUUACAAAACUGACUUGGAAGAGAAACAGCCAAUUACUCCAGUUUCUACAACAUGCUCUGCUGAAGGAGAAAAACACAAUGCGGUUGAACAAACUCCUUUCAGUAACUUCCAGGUUUAUAGCAGACAAUUAAACAUGUCCCAUCAAUUCAGCCACUUUAAUGUACUCACUCAUCAGACUUUUCUGGGAACAACAUACUCAAUUUCUCCAGCAAAUCAAAACCAAGAAGGGAGCAAUUAUUUUCUAUCUGCCUACAGUCAGAGCAUGGAUACAGAAAAGUCAUCGUCACCCGGUGGCUGGGAUAGCUGCUGUGAUUCUUCCAGGCCAUAUUCAGAACAGAAAUGAACUCUUAAGUCUCUUUUUCUAAGUUGCUGUGGACUUCUCUGUUUCUAAAACGUUGGAUUAAUGAUUUCUAUUUUAUUCUGGAACAAAAUGUUUCUUGUUCUUGUUAUCUAAGAUGUUUUCACGUUCUAUUUAAAUUCCUGAUGGCCCGUCCCUGUUGGAACCAUCUGAAAAUUUAAAUAAAUACAUAUAUUUUUUAACGUUUACUGUACUUGAACUAUCUUGUUUGUUGGCACUUUUAAGUUUCUACAUUGGUGUCUGACCUGUUACCUAGGCUUCAGUUUGAGGUCUGUUUAAUGUAAAGCUGAAUGUCUGCCUAAAAUAUGUGAGCGAGCCAGUUGUUUUCUUUUUUUAACUGCAAGAGUAUCCAAGUCAUGUUUCUUUACGUAAAUAUUAAUGUAUUUAUUUGACAUUGACACAAAUUUUGUACAAUGUUUUUACAUAGCUCUAAGGCAGUGUACUUUUUUUCAUGACUAUAUACUGGAUUUUGGCUAAAUACCUCAGUUAGAGUAACCAGUGGUGCAGUUCCAUUACAAAAAAUCCAAUAAACUCUUAAUGCACAAGGGACUUGCUAA